This is a messenger RNA of Aplysia californica (California sea hare), 2760 nucleotides long. RefSeq names its product interferon regulatory factor 2. The transcript has a single exon. Gene Ontology annotation, biological process: regulation of transcription by RNA polymerase II; immune system process. The coding region runs from base 745 to 2292 and encodes 515 amino acids. NCBI's taxonomy places the organism in Eukaryota, Metazoa, Mollusca, Gastropoda, Aplysiida, Aplysiidae. Gene Ontology annotation, cellular component: nucleus. The record is from RefSeq and is a predicted model, not a curated record. Gene Ontology annotation, molecular function: protein binding; DNA-binding transcription factor activity, RNA polymerase II-specific; RNA polymerase II cis-regulatory region sequence-specific DNA binding.
GUGAACUGUAGCUUGUUCACUUUUGUCUGUCCACGGUUAUAAUAGUAUAACAUCAAAUUACUCUGUUUAGUCUUCUCAGUAAUCUCAGUCUUAGAUUUUUGCAUGCAGGGCUAAAAAUUGGAUGACCAACAAAAUAUAGGCUUCUGCAAACUCAGGUUCCCACAUGUUUUCUUUGAUGUUAGACUAAAGUAGGUCAGUACAUUACUGGAGAUUACAGCAUACAUCUAAAGCAUAAAACAGUUGACUUAUUUUCAUCGGUACGACACUUCAACAAACAUCUGUGAAACACAGUCAAGCAGAGGGGUGGGUGAGUGCUUUUUUAGACUCGCACGGGGACGUCUAGACAGCCUUGGGAGGAUAACUAGAUGCUUACACUGAAACGCGGGAGCUGGGUGGUGUCGCUGUCUCUAAAUGAGCUACGUGUAUUUGCAGGCUAGGUUACCUUAAAUUAUUUAUUGUACUGAUCCCGUGAAUGCACCCAAAUGGAAAUGUAUAAUGUCGGGACAAAAUAAAGAAAAAAAAAAUUUGGAUCAAAACUUAUUUGCUUGUUAGCUGGCCGACAGAACAGCCUGGCAAAGUUACAUGUGCAUUGACAAAUUAAUAAUAAAAUGUGCUAGACUUUUAUCAACGUGGAUAGAUGAAAGUAAAUAAAUAAUAUCAAUUGGUGUGUUGAUUGUUCUCCAAAUGAUCAAAAUCAUGUUGUUGGGUGUGAAAUAUUGAACAUUUUAUGUUAUUUGUUGCCAGAUGGCGCCACGGAGGGAGUCAAUCCUUAUUCCAUUCCUGUACAGAAUGAUCGGGUGGUGCCCAGGGGUCGUAUGGGAAAACCAACAAGAGUCAAUGUUUCGUGUACCUUGGAAAAAAUCCAAAUCACGUGGGUGGAAACCCGCAGAUUCCCAAAUAUUCCUGGAGUGGGCAAGGCACACCGGCAAGUUCAAGAAGGGGGAUACGUUUGACUACCCUGCGUGGAGGGUUCGGCUUCGUUGUACCCUCAAUAAAUCACCAGAGAUCCGGGAAGUGAAGAAACUGCACAGAAAGGUCGAUCCAAAUCCUUAUCAGGUAUAUCAGUUUGUACGAUCAUCACCACCUCGUUCCUUUUCCGCAGACGAUGAUUUUGUUUCCAAUACGUGCAGCAGCGUGUCUAUUGCAGCGACUCCUGCCAGCUCUGGCUCCCAACCAUCUCCAGUUAUACUAUUUGAGGAGAUCGAUCGUUUCCUCGACAAUACCUCCCCCCAACCCCCAAACAACAUAUCUCAUCAACAUUUGCCAUGGGAAAAUCCUCAGAUAACCUCAGUGGUUCUGAAUAGGGCUGAAAAUAAUGUAACAGCCAGCUUAACACAUCCACCUCUAAGGAGUGAGCUGAAUCAGCCCCCUCUUCAAACAAUUCCGAACGAAAAUUUCACUUGUGAAAUGGUUGAUCAACAGGCGAAUGAAGUUGCCUUAGGGGAAGUCGGAUUUCCCAGUUUCUCGUCUGUUGAAACCAACCAAAGUAUGCCGUCAGAUCUCAGGUCCGUCAAGUCUGAUGAUCUGGUGCGGCCAGCCUCUGGGGAAAAUGUGCCCUCAUUGCCCAGUCUGAAUACGCCCGAUACUAGUUUAGGAUCUUACACCUCAACACAGCCGGGGGGAAACAGAGAGAACAACAUAGUUGUCCAAACUAUUCCGAGCCCAGCAGAGGAGAGUGUUUUCAGUUUUUGUCUGUGGUACGGCUUCAACCAAAGAUUGCUUGUGAAGGAAGGGCGUAUUUCCUCACAGGGCUGUCUUUUUACUGAUCCUAUCAAGCUCCAACAGAAAAUGUGUGGCCCGACAGAAAUGGAACAAAUUGAGAUGCCAAUGGUAGACCAGUGCUACGGCUAUAAGAAAAUUACUGAGCGUGAAACGAAGUUGAUAAGUGUACUCUUAGAGAACAUGGGAAAAGGCCUCAUCCUUACUGUCAAAGACGAUGUUGUCCAUGCUACACGUUUAUGCAAAACUAAUAUCUUUUUGUCUGACAAAAAAUCCAAGAGUUCUAAACUGGAGUGUGGGGAGCAAAAGUCAGUCCCGAUAUUGGAUGUCAAACAGAACUGUGAUUCCUUCGUAUAUCUUACUUUUGGACGAGAAAUAACAAAACAUCAUGAAAUUCCUUUGCGUGGAGUGCCCAUUUGCUUGAAAAUUGAGCAUUUAUUAAAAUCCAAGCAAAAAAUGAUGGUUCAAGAUACAAAUACUGAUUCAUACUCGCCGGAACUACUCAUUUCUGGAAAUGACGACAAAGAUCCUCUGUCAGACCAGUUUAAAAGCAUGAAUGUAUGCGAUCAGUAAAUCUGUCUCUGGAUGUCAUGUCUUUUGUUAACAUAAUAUUCUCAGUUGUGAUUUAAAUUUAUUGAUGUUCAAUGAACUUAUGUUCUGCUGUAGCAGGAUAAACCUAGUGCUGGACUAGAGUUACAGUCAAACCUCGUUAUACCGUCCCCCGUUAUACCGCCAGCCCAGCUUACCAUCAGGUUUUGCCAGUGUACGAAAAGGAACGUCUAUACUUUGUAUAAACUUUGUAUUUGAACCCUUCUUACUGCCACCCUUCAGCUGAGUUGUAUAGUCUUUAUUAAACUAAUAAAUUUAAAUUUGCCUCCAUGUAUCGCCAGCAAAUUGGCCCCCAGAGGUACACACUACACACAGCACAUUGCAUCCACUUGGUAGUUGCUUGAUAAUCUCUCUUUCCCACACACGCCAGCUACCCCCCCAAAAAAACAACAACAACACAACAACAACAACAACACAAAAACAACAACAACA